AGUACUUAAGUUUUGAGAACGAAAGCUCCAUAAGGGCAGAGAUUUUGUGUCUCCGCGCCCUCAACCGCGGAGUCCCCAGCACCGAAAAUAGUGCCUGGCACGUAAUGACUUGAGAUUGAGAAGCAAAAGCACCUGGUCAGCAGCAUACUAACGAGUAAAUGACCCUAUUAAUUUGGAGACGCCAAGUGGCCGGAAACUAAAAAUGAAUUUCAUGAGAAGACAUAAAUCUAAGGAGGAGAAACAAACUGCAUCACUUCAAGAUGGGGAAGAGCUAGAAACCACCUUAGUUGUUCUAUUCCUUCAUCCCAGUCUCAUGAGCCAGUGGAGUGAAGAGAUACCAUGGAGCAUAGAUACAGGUCUCCAUCAGGCAGUUUGGAGCAUGUGAACAUACUCUGAGCCUUGAUGAGUUCCAGUAUGUGGUAUAUUAUGCAGAGCAUUCAGAGCAAAUACUCUCUCUCAGAGCGCUUAAUCCGAACAAUCGCUGCCAUUCGUUCCUUCCCACAUGAUAAUGUAGAGGACCUCAUCAGAGGGGGAGCAGAUGUGAACUGUACCCAUGGCACACUGAAGCCACUGCACUGCGCCUGCAUGGUGUCAGAUGCUGACUGUGUGGAGUUACUCCUGGAAAAAGGAGCUGAGGUGAAUGCCCUGGAUGGUUACAACCGAACAGCCCUCCACUAUGCAGCUGAGAAAGACGAGGCUUGUGUGGAGGUCCUCUUGGAGUAUGGCGCAAACCCCAACGCACUGGAUGGCAACCGAGAUACCCCACUUCACUGGGCAGCCUUUAAGAACAAUGCUGAGUGUGUGCGGGCCCUCCUGGAGAGUGGGGCUUCUGUCAAUGCCCUGGAUUAUAACAACGAUACCCCGCUCAGCUGGGCUGCCAUGAAGGGAAAUCUGGAGAGCGUCAGCAUCCUUCUUGAUUACGGAGCGGAAGUCAGAGUCAUCAACCUAAAAGGCCAGACGCCCAUCUCCCGCCUGGUGGCUCUAUUAGUCAGGGGACUUGGAACAGAGAAAGAAGACUCUUGCUUUGAGCUUCUCCACAGAGCUGUUGGACACUUUGAAUUAAGGAAGAAUGGCACCAUGCCACGGGAGGUGGCCAGAGACCAGCAGCUGUGUGAAAAACUGACUGUUCUGUGCUCAGCCCCGGGAACUCUAAAAACACUGUCUCGCUAUGCUGUGCGCCGGAGUUUGGGCCUCCAGUAUCUGCCAGAUGCAGUGAAGGGCCUUCCACUGCCAGCCUCUCUGAAGGAAUACCUCUUACUUGUGGAAUAGGCUGGAGAAGUUGUUUGCACCAUCAGGCAGGCAACUCUGGGUGAGAUUUUUCCCUGUGGUACUGUCUCUUUGUCUUGGAAAACAGGAAAAGCAGUUGUUCCUGUUGUGUGGUUUAUAUUUAGAGGCAACAUGUCACAACAGUCACCUCCACACCACCUCCCCUCUCCAAACCAAGCAACCAAACAAACAAACAAACAAAAAAUCCCUCACUUUUGUUUUCUCUUUAUUGCUUACUUGGCUUUUUAUAUUGCACCCUGCAAGCGAAGAGGUCUCCCCCUACCCCCCUCCCCCCUUUAGGGAAAAAGUCAACAAUGCAACUGAAUUCUCUAGGAAGAUGAAGAGUAUUUAAAGAGUGUGUGUUUAGUUUUCCUUUGGGAACAUGAUUAACAUUUCAGAAGAAUCCCUCUAGAAACAUUUUAACUGGUCAGUGAAGAAGUCUAAGAAAAGUCCAGCUAACAAAUGUGGCCCAAAGGUGAAGAUACUAAAAGCUCAAAUGGUGUGCAGAUUCACAGUUGGGCUGGAUGAUAUUCCUAGAGUGCCACGUCAUGGAGCAUUCAGAAGGGACUGGCCCCCUCUCUCACCAUCAAAGGAAACAGCGGUCUUGGCCUCUUUUCCAUGGGUGUGCCUGAGGGUUCCAGUAGUUCAGCAGUGUUAUUUCAGAACUAACAUUUUCUUACUGCUUUCCACAUAGAAGAGGUAGCAGGUUCUGAGCAGUCCUAAGAACUUUUCUAACGCAGUUCUUUCUCUUGGUGAACGCCAGUUUGCUCCAAUGGGCUUAUUAGCAGGUGCUCUUGCACCUUAGAUGAAGGUGUUUACUCUAGCAGGGAAGGAGAUGGGCUGGGCUGCCUUUUCCCAUGGGUCGUCUUCAUUUCCCUUUAGGGAAUUCACGCUACUGAGGGUUCAGAAUUAUUUUCCUUUCAGUUGUUUUGGCAACUUUGCUUUUUACGGAUCUAUACAAGACAUUGGGGGAGGCCAGCGAGUGGGGGAAGAGCAUUAUAAGAGCUGCUUUCAAGCUGGCCCACCUACUCAAAAAGGAACUGUUUUAGUGAACCAUACUUAGUCAACGAUACUCUUCCUUUUCAUGUUCCUAAACUAGAUCAAGUAGUUAUUAUCUUGGAUGACCCGAUGCAAAUUUGAAAAACUUUUUUUAAGUUGAUCGGGAACUACAAAUAAAAAUGACUGCAAUCUGCUGACACA
This is a messenger RNA of Neofelis nebulosa (Clouded leopard), 2466 nucleotides long. RefSeq names its product ankyrin repeat and SOCS box containing 8 (gene ASB8). Gene Ontology annotation, molecular function: protein binding. The record is from RefSeq and is a predicted model, not a curated record. The coding region runs from base 403 to 1269 and encodes 288 amino acids. Lineage: Eukaryota; Metazoa; Chordata; Mammalia; Carnivora; Felidae. The transcript is spliced from 6 exons. Gene Ontology annotation, biological process: intracellular signal transduction.